Molecule: messenger RNA, 906 nt
Organism: Anoplopoma fimbria (sablefish)
Lineage: Eukaryota; Metazoa; Chordata; Actinopteri; Perciformes; Anoplopomatidae
Gene: fhit
Product: fragile histidine triad diadenosine triphosphatase
Exons: 9
Coding region: 269-727 (152 amino acids)
Biological process (GO): diadenosine triphosphate catabolic process; negative regulation of proteasomal ubiquitin-dependent protein catabolic process; purine nucleotide metabolic process
Cellular component (GO): plasma membrane; cytoplasm; nucleus
Molecular function (GO): ubiquitin protein ligase binding; bis(5'-adenosyl)-triphosphatase activity
Source: RefSeq, a predicted model, not a curated record
GUCGUGUUUUCCUGUCUACAGCGCGGACUUACAACAACACUUCCCACAAUGCAAUCGCGUUAUUCUGCCCGUCAAUAGAAGGCAAAGAGAGCAGAGCAGCAGCUUCGUUCUCUCUCAGCAAAAAGCACAAGCCGUCCACUGCAGCACCGAGUCAUCUUUUGCAGCCGAGCACUGCUUCUCGCCAUCCGUUCCUCCAUCCUCUCUAUAAUCAUCCUUCUGCAAGGCCGUGGGAAGCCAGUGAGUUUGAAGGCCUGUGAGUCAGUUGGACAUGUUGACCCUGCGCUUUGGACAGCAUCUCAUCAAGGCCUCGGCUGUGUUCCUGCAGACGGAGCUGUCCUUCGCUCUGGUCAACAGGAAGCCUGUGGUGCCAGGACAUGUGUUGGUGUGCCCUCUAAGACCAGUGGAGCGUUUUCGGGAUCUUCAGCCGGAUGAGGUGGCAGACUUAUUCAGCACCACUCAGAGAGUCGCCAGCCUGGUGGAGAAGCACUUCAAUGCCACAUCGCUCACCAUCGCCAUCCAGGAUGGCCCUGAAGCCGGACAAACCGUGAAGCAUGUCCACGUCCAUGUGCUGCCAAGGAAGGCGGGGGACUUUGAACGGAAUGACAGCAUCUACGAUGAGUUGCAGAAUCAUGAUCGAGUAGACGAGGACAUUCCCUCCAAGUGGAGAUCAGAAGAGGAGAUGGCAGCAGAAGCUUCAGAUUUGAGGAAACAGCUUGAGAAGCCCUAAAUGGAUGGUGUUCAACAAUCCAUGUCAGGGUUGAAAGGUGUACUGGACUGGACUGGAGGAUUACAGAAACAGACAUUAAUGUGGAGCUAUACUGUCACUGCAACAAUGGCUUUGAUGUAUUUAUUUUCCAAAAUAAAGUGCAAAUAAACAGAAUAUCAUUACUGGCUAGCAUUCUUAGA